GGUCCAGAGGGUGGCGUUAGCGCUCGGGACGGACUGACUCCCAAACUCCCCGAGAAGGAAAAAUACUGAGGGAGGAGGAGGAAAAAGAAAACUUAGGAGGAAGGAGGGGGAGGCCUGCUGCAAUAAAAUAAUAAUAAUAACAUCGAGGAAAUGAACUAAAGUCAAGCGGUGUGUUGGACUUCGUCUCAGCGACGAGGUCGUGGACGUCUCCAUGUCUGGGACGUUGUUCAGCUUGCAGCAGAGAAGGAGCAACAUGUCUGAUUAAAGUACAAUGUUUAUGUUACUCUGACACAAUUAUACUAUCCUACUGUAUUUCACAGACAUGCCUUGGUGCCCAAACAUCAAAAGGAAAUAUCACCUUUGACCACACAGCCUGGCUUUAUCACUAAGUUGGAGCCAGCCCUCUUUUAUUGUUUAUAUCAGGUAGCAGUUUCUCAGUGUAAACACGGGCUCAAAUCGAGCUGUCUCCAUCUAAACCAUGGUAGAUAAUCGCUAUGCCACAGCUCUGGUCAUCGGCUCUGUUCUGAGUCUGCUGGCCACAGUCUACCUCUCUGUGGCUGUGGGAACCCAGCACUGGUACCAGUACAGCAGUCCACCAGUAAAGCAUGAGGGAGCACUGCAAAGUAAUGCCUCCGAGUUCAUCAGUGGAGACUUUGAUGAGAAGUCCUAUAGUGACACCAUGUUUCGCCUGAAUGGCACCCUGGGCCUGUGGUGGAGGUGCAUCCUGGUGCCUGGACAGACACACUGGUUUAAAGAACCAGACCCAAAGUUGGAGACGCAGUGUGUGAGCUUCACCCUUCCUCAGCAGUUUAUUCCAAAGUACAAAUUCACAGGAAAGGACAACGGUGAAGAAGAUGUGCUGAGAACAUACCUGUGGAGGUGCCAGUUUCUCCUGCCCUUGGUAUCUCUGGCUUUGGUGUUUCUGAGUGGCCUUGUUGGGGUCUGUGCCUGCCUGUGCCGCAGCUUCACGCCCACUUUGGGGGUUGGAGUGCUCCAUCUUCUUGCAGGCCUGUGCACUUUGGGCAGCGUCUGCUGUUUCCUGGCCGGGGUGGACUUGCUCCACCAGUUCUCCGCACCACCUGAAGGGGUGGAGGGCUCGCUGGGCUGGUCCCUCUACCUCGCCCUCAUCUCCUUCCCUCUGCAGAUGAUGGCUGCUGCUUUGUUCAUGUGGGCGGCCAGGAGCCACCGCAAAAACUACACCCGCAUGACUGCUUACAGAGUAGCCUAAAGGGAGAUGACGACAACAAGUUACCUGAAAACCGCUUUCUGGUAAACAGACAAGAAUUUCUACAUAAUUUUGUUUCUUAGAAAAAAAAGUAUGCAAGUCAAAGAACUGUACUGGUUGUAGUUUUUCACUUCCUUUUUCACCAUCUAAAGUAGAUGAAAUUAUCACAUUGUAUCAGGUAUAGCAAAAAAAACCAAACCAUUUUGCAGCUAAUCAUCUUAAGUGCUUGUAAAAAAAAAACAAAACAAAAAGGGUGUCAUAUCCAUGAUUUGUCUUAUUCUGCCUUUUUUAGCAUCUCAGAUGUACCUUAAAAAGCAUGUUCUUUACUGUACUUUAGCUAUUUUAGCCUGGAUUUAAAGAGUGAUUUAUUGUUUUGUGUGAGCUGUGUUGCUGUGCAAUUCUUUUUCUGCCUUCAUUUCAGUUGCCAUUGCUUCAAAAGCUGCUCAUCACCAUAUUGUCCUUAAAUCAAUAACAGACCAUAAACUUGCACAAAACUUAAGAUAUUCACUUAUCUAAGCCAGGGUAGCUUUCACAUUUAAGUGCAUGAAAGUUUAAAAGCCCCAUUUUUGUAAUUUUUUAUGUUUAUUCUUGUAUUAUUUAAGAAAUGCAGCCUUUGCUUUGCAUGCUUUUUUUCGGCAGAUGUUUCUGUUGACUGUGGUAAUUGUUGAUUUCUCUCUGUGGUUUGUGUUACUCAAUGACCUUCCUUCAAAUGUAACCACUCACCUCUGAUUUUCCUGUGUUUACAGAUCUAGUAUUUAUUAAUGCAGUUCAUUUGAAUGUAAAAGUUCCUUUGAUUUGAUGCCACUCAAGAAAAAACUGUGAUCUUUUUGUAACAUUUAAAUUCAAAUGUUCCAACCCAAAAUUACACUACUGCCAUUUCACAUUUGUUGAAGAGGAGUUUCACUGUUUUUAGCUGCAGCACUUCAGGUGUUUUUUUUCUAAUCAUGGUCAUUUAGUUUCAUCAGUCACUCAACUGACUGGUUUGACUGCCAAUUAUCAGGUUUGCAUUAAUUAACCCUAUUUAAAUGUCUAUGAUAUCCUACAUUCAAAGAUGCCAGGGACUGACAAAUUCAAAUAUGAACUGAGGGACUGACAAAUUCAAAUAUGAACUGAGUUUGCAAAAUCUAAAUUUGCAAAUAAAUUUGAUGAAUCUGCAUCACAUCAACAUCUGCAUAGAUUUUUGUGAUGAAUUUCCUACUUCAUAGCACCAAAAAAAUAAACUGUGGUAUUUUCAUAUCACAAGGUUUUGUUACAUGUAUGUUGUGUACACACACUCUUGCUUUUGUAAAUGUUUAUAUGUACUCUGAAGCACACUGUAACUGAUUCUGUAACAAUAAAUCUGUCACUUACUGA
This is a messenger RNA of Cheilinus undulatus (humphead wrasse), 2578 nucleotides long. RefSeq names its product claudin domain containing 1b (gene cldnd1b). The transcript is spliced from 5 exons. Gene Ontology annotation, cellular component: membrane. Lineage: Eukaryota; Metazoa; Chordata; Actinopteri; Labriformes; Labridae. Bases 479 to 1228 code for a protein of 249 amino acids. The record is from RefSeq and is a predicted model, not a curated record.